UGUGUGUGUGUGUGCGCGCCGCAUCCAUACCAGGACCCUCUCACUUAUUCUCCACAUGUCUCCGCAGCUUUCACCGGAUUUCAUGACAUCAUUGAGCUGGUACCAGCUCCAACACACGGGGCUGUAGUGUGGUGUGUGACUGCGGCUCCUCGGCGCUUCUUUACGGGUAUUGUUGCACCACUCCUCCGCCCAUAAGAAAGUCUCCCACCCUCACACACACUCUUGCCAUGCAGGAGGUGUAACCCUCCUUCCUCUUCCUUGUGCACCAUCGGAGGAGACAGAAAACAGAAAGAUAAAUAAAUCCAGUAUCCAAUCAAGAUGUCCGACCCUGGUGCCUCCUCGCCGACAGACCACCCGCUGCCACUCACCUCCCCCCGAACCCCCCUGCAGUUCUCCUUCCCCUUCAUGAGGGAGGGCAGUCGGGUUUGGGAGAGGGAGAGGAAACCGCCGCAGCCGAGAGAGCUGCCCAGCCCACUGCCCACCAAACGCACCCGCACAUACUCAGCGACAGUGCGAGCCAAGUCAGGUCCAGUGUUCAAAGGGAUGUGUAAAAACUUCUCCAGGUCUCAGGGUCAUGGAUUCAUCAAACCCUCUCACGGAGGAGAGGACAUCUUCGUCCACAUCUCUGACAUUGAUGGAGAGUAUGUGCCUAUGGAGGGGGACGAAGUCACGUACAAGGUGUGCCCCAUCCCUCCCAAGAACCAGAAGAUCCAGGCGGUGGAGGUGGUGCUGACCCAACUGAACCCAGUCACCAAGCACGAGACCUGGUCAGGUCAGAUCAUCAGCUCCUAGACCAGCGCUCCAGGCUGCAAGGCUGCAAAGGAAACAGGGGAAUAUGGAGUUAGUGUUAGCUUUUAUGUUUUUUUGAAGAGGGAAUCGGAACGUGCCGCGGAGUUCUGCCUGAAGUGUCUCGGUUAUUGAAUGGUGUUGGUUUGAGUUUGAGGUCAGGGCUGGAAAUGAAGCUUUGAAUGUAUAUGUUUGAAUGUUUUCCUUUGACGGUCAUCAUUAGGGUUUAAAAGUUAAGGCAUCAGGGUUUUUACUUUGACCUAAGGAUUAUAUUUUAGUAAAUCAGUGGUUGUAGAGAAGCGACGUCUUAAAUGAGGCUAAAGAGGCUGAAUCACAUUUCGAGCAGAUUUGACCCAGUUCAGCUGUAUUCACGCUGCACACUACAGACAGGACGGUUGAAGUGUCAAGGGACCGGCUCCAUGUAGUUCUGAAUUUCACCAACUGAUGUAAAUUACAUGCCAACACUGCCAAAAGUCAUGUGACAAACAUCUGAUUGAAAAAUGCACCAUAAGCCAUAUUGUGUCUUGUGUUUACAAAGACGGAUGGAGACGACUGCCUUCGGAAGACAAACAUUUCAAGGUGGUUUGAGGUUCCGAGUGCAGCGGAAAUGGAAACAAUCAAUGCACUUACUGGAAAGUAUCUUUGACAAAAAUCCAAAUAGCUCUUAAUGCAUUUUGGCCUCUAGAGCUGCGAUAAGCUCUAUAAAUAAGGAAUUAUUUUCCUUCUUAAUAUUGUAGCGCUACUGUAUUUUGUCUACUUGGCAAGUGUAGAAAUCCAGUGUUAUUGUAGCCAGCUCCUAUGACGGUCUUAAGCUUUGGUGGUAGAGGCAGUAGCUUGCCACUGGGACACCAGGCCAGAGGGGUUUUUGGUUGGGGGAAGGAAACAGGAGAGGGAGGAAGGUCAGGGAACGGGCGGAGGAUGGAGUGAUUAUCUGUGCACGGCUUGAUUUGAAAAUGUCACAAAGCAUGUGUAAUCAGCAAGACCAUGAGUAAAGUCAGAAGUCAAAACAUAAGCAGAUAAAGGAAAAUAAAGAAUCACCACGUUAGAGCUGAAAGAGAUGAACUGUACAUUUUUAGGUGGGAACAUGGGAGUAAGUUUCAUACGACUGUGAGGAGAGAAAAGCAGUAAAAGCUUCCCGAUGUAAGUUUAAAAAGACUUUAUUUAUUGACUUAUUUAUUUUCAUUUGUAACUAUAAGACUAUCAGGUGUUUGGUAAUUAAAAAGCUGCAUUUAUAAGUAUUUGUGCAAAUGUAAGCCUAUGUGAAUACACUGCACACUCUAAUGAUUCUACCCUGUUAAUAUCCCUUUGCAACUUUCCGAACACAAGUUUCUAAUUUCUUCUUUGUCUAACUUUUAAUAACCACGUGAUGUUGGAAAUAACAAGCAGUUUUGUGGUUCUGGAAAUCGGCAUGUUCUGUCCUGUACUUUUAUAUUAAAUGUGUUGAUUCAUCAUGAAUGUGACUUAACAUCAUCGUAACUGCAUCUUUUAGUUUUGUUUACUGCGAGAGAAACACGUUUGAUUGUGUUCGCAAGCACUUUUGUUUUUGUCAAAUCACUGUGACGUUAAGUUAAACUUUGAAUAAAACUUCUGUAUUCACAGAA
Molecule: messenger RNA, 2387 nt
Organism: Cottoperca gobio
Lineage: Eukaryota; Metazoa; Chordata; Actinopteri; Perciformes; Bovichtidae
Gene: csdc2a
Product: cold shock domain containing C2, RNA binding a
Exons: 4
Coding region: 319-792 (157 amino acids)
Biological process (GO): regulation of mRNA stability
Cellular component (GO): cytoplasm
Molecular function (GO): mRNA 3'-UTR binding
Source: RefSeq, a predicted model, not a curated record